Molecule: messenger RNA, 855 nt
Organism: Chrysochloris asiatica (Cape golden mole)
Lineage: Eukaryota; Metazoa; Chordata; Mammalia; Afrosoricida; Chrysochloridae
Product: zinc finger protein 420-like
Exons: 4
Coding region: 1-855 (284 amino acids)
Cellular component (GO): nucleus
Source: RefSeq, a predicted model, not a curated record
AUGCGAAUUCAUAGUGGAGAGAGGCCCUAUGAAUGUAAGGAGUGUGGGAAAACCUUUUCUCGAAGUUCAAACUUCAGGACACAUACAAGAAACCACAGUGGAGAGAGGGCCUAUGAAUGUAAGGAAUGUGGGAAAGGAUUUCUCGUACCGUCACACCUCACAAAACAUAGAAGAAUGCACACUGGAGAGAGGCCCUAUGAAUGUAAGGAGUGUGGGAAAGUCUUUCGCCAAACGUCAAGCCUCAGACCACAUAGAAGAAUCCACACUGGAGAGAGGCCCUAUGAAUGUAAGGAAUGUGGGAAAGUCUUUCGCCAAAUGUCAAGCCUAACAACACAUAGAAGAAUCCACAGUGGAGAGAGGCCCUAUGAAUGUAAGGAGCAAUGUGGAAAAGCUUUUAUUUCUUCCACAGCCCUCAUUAAACAUAGGAGAAUUCACAGUGGAGAGAGGCCCUAUGAAUGUAAGGAGUGUGGGAAAGCCUUUACUGGACGGUCAAACCUCAAGACACAUAUAAUAAUCCAUAGUGGAGAGAGGGCCUAUGAAUGUAAGGAAUGUGGGAAAGAAUUUCUCCUACCCUCACACCUCACAAGACAUAGAAAAAUCCACAGUGGAGAGAGGCCCUAUGAAUGUAAGGAGUGUGGGAAAUCCUUUACUCGACGGUCACACCUCACAACACAUAGAAGAAUCCACAGUGGAGAGAAGCCCUAUGAAUGUAAGGAGUGUGGGAAAUCCUUUACUCGACGGUCACACCUCACAAGACAUAGAAGAAUCCACAGUGGAGAGAGGCCCUAUGAAUGUAAGGAAUGUGGGAAAACCACACAGGCCGCGGGCUCUGAGGAACCAACUAUAGCCACCUAG